Cololabis saira (Pacific saury) is the source of this 2332-nucleotide messenger RNA. RefSeq names its product tyrosylprotein sulfotransferase 1 (gene tpst1). Gene Ontology annotation, cellular component: Golgi apparatus. The record is from RefSeq and is a predicted model, not a curated record. The transcript is spliced from 6 exons. Lineage: Eukaryota; Metazoa; Chordata; Actinopteri; Beloniformes; Belonidae. Gene Ontology annotation, molecular function: protein-tyrosine sulfotransferase activity. The coding region runs from base 381 to 1523 and encodes 380 amino acids. Gene Ontology annotation, biological process: peptidyl-tyrosine sulfation.
UUGUAAGCAGGCUGGUCGGUUUCUGGCUUCCAGUCUCCCACUAAUACCAUAACGGAACCUUUCACACGACCAGUGUGGACAAAUAUGUCCGGAAAGUGACAUCCGAGGACGCAGAUACUGCUCCCCCAUUACCGCUGAACUCAGGGGGAAGUUUUAGGGGCUUUUGCUCCGGCUCUCCUUGCGCAGUAUCCGCAGCAGAAGACCUCAUGGAGCUGGGAACUCGACGUCUGCUGUGCACCAGGGAGCUUGAUCCAUGCUUGGUUCCCAGCAAACAAUCAUAAAGGUUGGGGGCCUCGUUUACCCUUCGGUCCAUUUUACCUGUCACUCCCCCUACAUUGCCCCUGUGGUGAUAUUGUCCUACCCUGUUUGUGGCCUUCAACAUGAUUGGCAAGCUGAAACAGAACUUGUUGGUGGCAUGUCUGGUCAUCAGCUCUGUCACAGUCUUCUACCUUGGUCGUCAUGCCAUGGAAUGCCAUCAUCGCAUUGAGGAGCGCGGCCAGCAGGGGAGAGUCCUGCCUUUGUCUGCGCUGGGAGGCAGCAUGCGGACCACCUUACGGACAGGCCAGAAUCUCAGCAUGCCUUUUGUUUAUAACAAAGACAUGCCCCUCAUCUUCAUUGGUGGAGUGCCUCGAAGUGGGACCACACUAAUGCGAGCAAUGUUGGAUGCCCACCCAGAGGUGCGUUGUGGAGAAGAAACCCGCGUCAUUCCACGUAUCCUGGCCAUGAAGCAAAUGUGGAGCCGUUCAGGCCGGGAGAAAAUGCGCCUGGAUGAGGCCGGUGUGACCGACGAGGUGCUGGACGCUGCCAUGCAGGCCUUCCUGCUGGAAAUCAUCGUCAAACAUGGCGAGCCUGCCAACUUUCUUUGCAAUAAGGACCCUUUUGCACUUAAGUCGCUUUCCUACCUGGCCAAGAUUUUUCCCCGUGCCAAGUUUCUGCUCAUGAUUCGGGAUGGGCGUGCUUCAGUGCACUCCAUGAUCUCACGGAAAGUGACCAUUGCAGGCUUUGACCUGGGCAGCUACCGGGACUGCCUGACCAAGUGGAAUCGAGCUAUUGAGACCAUGUACAAUCAGUGCCUGGAGGCAGCGGACAAAUGCCUACCUGUGCAUUAUGAACAGCUGGUCCUCCAUCCUGAAAAAUGGAUGCGUACACUGCUGAAAUUCCUUGACGUUCCUUGGAAUGAUGCUGUUCUCCAUCAUGAGGAUCUCAUUGGGAAAGCCGGGGGAGUUUCCCUCUCAAAGGUGGAGCGCUCCACCGACCAGGUCAUCAAGCCCGUCAACGUGGAGGCCUUGUCAAAGUGGGUGGGGAAGAUCCCGGCUGACGUGGUGAGGGACAUGGCAGUCAUCGCCCCCAUGCUGUCCAGGCUGGGCUACGACCCCCACGCCAACCCCCCCAACUACGGCCAGCCCGACCCCAGGGUCCUGGACAACACCCGGAGGGUCUAUAAAGGUGAAUUUGAGCUCCCAGAUUUCCUAAAAGAACAAUCACAGGUCCAGAGGUCUGCAGAGAGACCCAACUCCAGUUAGGAGAGGAGGACCGGUCCGGUCCGGCGCUGCAGGGCAGAGGACUAGAUGGGGUGGAGGCACAGGACACCGUCUCCCCCCACCCCUCGGUGCUGGGCCCGGGCGGUCAUGUGACCGCUCCAUCGGUGGUCAUGUGACCGCUCCACCGGUGGUCAUGUGACCGCUCCACCGGUGGUCAUGUGACCGCUCCACCGGUGGUCAUGUGACCGCUCCGUCGGUGGUCAUGUGACCGCUCCGUCGGUGGUCAUGUGACCGCUCCGCCGGUGGUCAUGUGACCGCUCCGCCGGUGGUCAUGUGACCGCUCCGCCGGUGGUCAUGUGACCGCUCCGCCGGUGGUCAUGUGACCGCUCCGCCGGUGGUCAUGUGACCGCUCCGCCGGUGGUCAUGUGACCGCUCCGCCGGUGGUCAUGUGACCGCUCCGCCGGUGGUCAUGUGACCGCUCCACCAGUGCGUCUCCACAGCAGACAACCGUCUCCUCCACCUCGCCUUCAGGAGACCUCAGCCUUCCACGUACCUUACAAAUAGAAACGAAUCUGGUUCUCAGCACCGCAGAAUGUCUGCUGAUUGUCGUUCGUGUCACAUCCCACUUAUCGGUUUGUAGGAAUGAUUUCUGCCUGUUUAGAGAAAAACUGUGAUUCUGUUGUAAGAAACUACAGUGAACUGAAAUCAAAAUGAGUAUUUAUGAAUGGAAAACUAGCUUUUGGAAGAUGCAAUACCUAUUUUAAUGUUUACUUUUUUCAUGUCUUUGUAUUGUGCAAUGUCAUGGGUACUGAUCAGUUGGAUGUAUUAACAAUGCUUUUUUUUAAAAAAGA